AUGCAGUGCUCAAGGUCGACAUCGCUCGCGAAAACGCUCCGUGGGGCGUGCCGAAGUCCGUCGCACCCCGCCAGGCGAUACGCUUCUCGCGCAAUCGCAACGCCUGCCCUUCAGCAGCAGUGCUCUGCCGGGCAGUCUCACCGGCCAAUCUACCAACAUGCCUCAACGAUAAGACCCCGCCAGCACACUCACCCCCUAAUCCAGGUCCGCCAUGCAUCCUCCUCGUCUUCCGAACCCCUCCAAAAGACGCCCCUCUACGACCUGCACCUCGCCCACGGCGCCAAGAUGGUCCCCUUCGGCGGCUUCUACAUGCCCGUGCAAUACGCCUCGCUCUCAGUCAGCCAGUCCCACCUCUUCACGCGCGAGCACGCCUCCCUCUUCGACGUCAGCCACAUGGUGCAGCGCCUGUUCUCUGGGCCGGGUGCCGCCCAGUUCCUGCAGCGCAUCACGCCCAGCGGCGUCGAGUCGCUCGCGGAGCACAGGAGCACGCUGUCGUGUCUUCUGCAGAGUGAUGGGUCCGGCGGGAUUGUGGACGAUACGAUUGUUACCAGGUUGAAGGAGGGCAAGUUCUAUGUCGUGACGAACGCCGCGUGCCGCGACAAGGAUAAUGCGUACUUGGAGACGGAGAUGGCGAAGUGGAACCAGGAGGCUGGGCACGAGCAUCUGCAGGUGAAGGAGGAGAGGUUGGACGGGCAGGGUCUGGUUGCUUUGCAGGGUCCGGAGUCGGAAGGGAUCCUUGCGCAGGUGCUGGCUGACGAGUCCACGUUGCAUCUGAAGAAGCUGCUGUUUGGGCAGUCGGCCUACGCGAAGCUGAAGCUCCGGGGUAUGCAGCUCAGCAGUCCGGUGCUGAUCAGCCGCGGCGGGUAUACCGGGGAGGAUGGGUUCGAGAUCUCGAUCCCCGGCGACGAGACGGUUGAUGUCACCGAGGCAUUGCUCGCUGCCGGGCCCGAGAAGGUCCAGCUUGCGGGUCUCGGUGCGCGCGACAGCCUACGCCUCGAGGCGGGCAUGUGCCUGUACGGCCACGAUCUGGACGACUCCACCACGCCCGUCGAGGCCGGACUCAGCUGGAUCAUCCCAAAGGAGCGGCGCUCAGUAGACGCCGGCUUCUACGGCGCUGACGUGAUUGCCAAGCAGCUGGUGGCCAAGAGCAAAGGCGGUACUGGCGUCGAACGACGGAGAGUUGGUCUGAUCGUCGAGGGUGCGCCUGCGAGAGAAGGCGCUGAGAUUGUCAGCCGCGCGGAGGAGGGCAAGGAGCCGGUCAAGCUUGGCAUCGUGACCAGCGGGUGCCCUAGUCCUAGCCUGUCAAAGAACAUUUCCAUGGGCUAUAUCAGGGACGGCUUCCACAAGGCCGGGACCGAGGUGGAUGUGUUGGUCCGCGGCCGGCCCAGGAAAGCUGUCGUAGCCAAGAUGCCGUUUGUGCCAACUAGGUACUGGAAAGGGGAGGCGUAA
Messenger RNA from Chaetomium strumarium, 1449 nucleotides. RefSeq lists its product as uncharacterized. The record is from RefSeq and is a predicted model, not a curated record. The coding region runs from base 1 to 1449 and encodes 482 amino acids. The transcript has a single exon. Gene Ontology annotation, cellular component: mitochondrion. Gene Ontology annotation, biological process: glycine catabolic process. Lineage: Eukaryota; Fungi; Ascomycota; Sordariomycetes; Sordariales; Chaetomiaceae. Gene Ontology annotation, molecular function: aminomethyltransferase activity; protein binding.